Messenger RNA from Brassicogethes aeneus, 1727 nucleotides. Lineage: Eukaryota; Metazoa; Arthropoda; Insecta; Coleoptera; Nitidulidae. The record is from the annotation of a GenBank genome assembly.
UCAUGUGAUUGUAGUGUGUGUGUCAUCCAUGCACCAUCAUAUGUUUUGAAGCCGUGUUUUGUUCGACAUUUUUGACGUUUAUCCAUUUGUGUUUUAUUCGGUGAUGUGCAGUGUGCCUUAUUUCGGGAAAAAUUGAGGGUGGUAACGGGGGAGUCGUCAGCCAGCGAGGGGGCGGCGGCGGUGGACAGUCGUCGUACGCCACCGGCGGCGGAGGAGCGGGCGGAGGCCUGGUGAAGGCAGGAGGCGGCUCGGGAACGGCGGCGUCUCUGACGAUGGCGACGCAGCAUCAAACGUCGGGCGGCUACCGCGGCUGGAACUCGGUGGGCGCUGGACACCAGCACCCGGCGGCGGCCGCGGUGGCGGCUGCCGCGGCGGCGGCGGCCACUCAACCGCCCCCCGCGCAAACCAACUACUACAGGUACUCGCAGGUGGCGCAGAACGGACCGCAACCCCUCAACACCUACGCAUACAACUCGAACUCGUACUCCAACCCCAGGGAGGCGGCGACCGCCACCUCGCCAUCCAACGAGUCGAACGCGUCGAGCUCGAACGCCGGCAGCCAGUCGCAGCAGAGCGGCGGCUCGGGGGCGGCGGGCGGCGCCCAGAACGGCGGCGUGCCGAUAUCGUCGGCGGCCGCGGCGGCGGCUCAGCAGGCCGCGAUGGCGAACAGCCAGGCCAACGGCGGCGGCGCCUCCUCGAACGCGUCGUCGGCGGCGGGACUGGGCGGCGGUUCCGAGCAGCUCAGCAAGACGAACUUGUACAUCAGGGGGCUGAAUCCCACCACCACCGACAAGGAUCUCGUCAACAUGUGUCAGGCAUAUGGAAACAUCAUUUCGACAAAGGCAAUCUUAGAUAAGAACACUAACAAAUGUAAAGGGUAUGGUUUCGUGGAUUUCGAGAACCCAGCAGCGGCCGAAUCGGCCGUUAAGGCGUUAACCGCAAAGAAUGUGCAGGCACAAAUGGCGAAACAACAAGAACAGGACCCCACCAAUUUGUACAUAGCCAACUUGCCGCCUAACUUCAAAGAGGCAGAUUUGGACAAUAUGCUGUCCAAAUACGGACAAGUCAUAUCGACCAGGAUCCUGCGCGACACAGCUGGCUUCUCGAAAGGCGUGGGCUUCGCGCGCAUGGAGAGCAAGGAGCGGUGCGAGCACAUCAUCCACACGAUGAACGGCAGCCACUGCCCGGGCAGCAAGGACCCUCUCCUCGUCAAGUUCGCCGACGGCGGCAACAAGAAGAAGAUCUACAAGAACAACGACAACGCCAAGAUGUGGCGGCAGGACGACGCGAUGGCGGUGACGUACGAUCCGAACGUGCUCACGUCGAACGGCGUCUCCCCCCAGCACAUGAUGCUGCAGCAGUUCAGGGGCUACAACCCGCAGGUAUUCCAGUAUCCGUACGGUUACAUGAUCCAGCAGCCGUUGCAAAUGGACGAAAGUUACAGCAUACCCGGCCACAUAACGCCCUACAAAAACGACGGCCAACCACCGAGAGCCAUUCCUUACGUCAUGCCGAACGCCGAGCCCGUUCAGUACCCACCCAAUAUGAUGCACCAGUUGACCGCCCAAUUGGGCACGAUGUCUCUGAACAGCCAAUACAUGAAUCCAGGGCCGUACCAGUACUACCCGGUUGUGCACGCCGUCCCUGUAGACUCCGAGCACACGUCUAACGCGGGAAGCCCCGACGACCCGUACCAAUCUUACCAGGGCGGACCGCAGCAGAAGUAA